ACAAAGAACAAACACUAUCGUUAAAGAUUUCAAAAAAAGAAAAGAAAAAGGAAAAAAAAAAAUCGUUAAAUGUAUACGGCAAAAUCUGUCAGCAGUAUUAAAUGGAAGCUUCUCAAAAUUGAAAAGUAACAUUUUAAGAAAACUGUUGUUUAGAUAAAAAAUGCGUUGUAUUUUUCUAAAAUGCCCGGGAAGAAAAGGGUCAGAAUAUUGGUUUGGGCCGGAAAAUAGCAGGUCCGACCCAGCGGCAGAAAGCCCAUUUCUGGCUUCUUCCCCAGUUCACCUUCACCUGCUUCUGUACAGACUACAUUCUCCCUGGCCAUUGUUGUCUUCUCUUCUCUUCUACAUUUGUGGACACUUACAGGCCAACGCAGCCUCUUAUUUCUUAUACGCUAUCUUUAGAGGAAUUGUAGAAAACUUUUGUUUCAAAGGUUUUCGUUUGGCAGGAAACAGAGAACGAACCUAACAAAAAGCAUAUUUUGAAUGGAGUGCGUGGUUCAGGGAAUUAUUGAGACACAGCAUGUUGAGGCCCUUGAGAUUCUUCUUCAGGGUCUUUGUGGUGUUCAUAUAGAACGUCUAAGAAUCCAUGAGAUGUGCCUUAAAAGUGGCCCAAACCUUGGGACUGUACCUUCCGAGGUCCGGCUUCUAUGUGACCUUGAACAGGCCGAACCAACAUGGAAUGUUAGGCAUGUAGGGGGUUCAAUGAGGGGUGCAGGUGCUGAUCAGAUUUCAGUUGUAGUCAGGACCGUGGUGGAAAGCAAAGCAAGCAAGAAUGUGCUUCGUUUAUUUUUUGCACUUGGCUACAAGUUGGAUCAUGAAUUACUAAAAGUGGGAUUUGCCUUUAAUUUCCAAAGAGGUGCUAAAAUUACCGUCACUGUUUCAUCAGUUAAUAAAAUGCUAAAGCUACAUGCUACUGAUCAGUUGGUUGAAGUGACAGCCCCAGCAACCUCCGAAAACUAUUCUGAAGUUGCUUCUGCAAUAUCCUCAUUUUGCGAAUAUCUAGCUCCGCUCCUGCAUUUGUCAAAACCGGGUAUUUCAACUGGGGUUGUUCCCACUGCUGCCGCUGCCGCUGCAUCUCUUAUGUCAGAUGGUGGGGGCACAACUUUAUAGCAGUAACUUUUAAAUCGUUCAGAAGCUUGUUCUUGUUGGGGUUUUCUUUCUUUUUGCAUGCCACUUUUAUCAUCAAACAAGAUUCUCAGUCAUGGCUGAUCAAGAAGAAUCAUCGUUGUUAUAUACAAUACUUGAACUGUAAAGUAAAUUAUUAGCAUAGAAUCUUAUUCGAGAUGUGUACAUGUAGAUAAACACAUUCAGGCUAUCAUUAACUAUUAAAACUGUUUCGGUUGAUUACACAUGUCAACUUUAACUUUAGGUCGAUAUAUAAUCAUCAUCAGCAGCAUAUAUAUAUAUAUAUAUAUAUAUAUAUAUAUGUAAUAAUGUUUCUAGUAACGUACAUACAAAGAUACACAAACAAGAAAGAGAAUGUAGACAUAACAAUUCCUCGGCUUAAAACAAGUUAAAAAGAGAUAACUAUUAUAAAAGAAGCAACACAAGCAAUAAAUAUUAAUGUAGCCUCUCAAUUAUUUAAAAGUUAGACCCCCACUAUGCACUGCAUGGCUCCUCCUGCCAAAAAAACAGAUUAUGAUAAGUCGAUGGUCAUUGGAAAAUUGUGACACAUCUGGCAUCUAGUGGUGGCCAAGGAAUUCAUAAAGCUGCAUAGCUCACAGGACCAGUAAGUCCCAUUAGACUCCACCUCAGUUAGACCAUCUUCCAAAGCUCUAACCAAGUUCUUAAAGUAGUUCCCAAUUACAGAGGUCAAUUCAGCUAGCUUCAAACGAUAGUCCAUGAAUUCCUGAACCGAAGAACCUUCACCAUCAAGAUACUUCUCUAGCUCCUUCUCAGCACAGUAAUGAAGCCUUUCCAAGCUGAACUCUGCCUCACCCUGCAAGUACUCAAAAAACUGUUUUUUAGCCCAUUGAUGCUGAGGGAAGUAAUACCCAUAUGCAUAACUCCAUUGAAGCACUCGUCUGCAUCUUAUAAUCUGUUGCCAUGCCUCUGUUAUGAAUCUCAGAAGUGGCUUCUCUUGGCCAUACAAGAGACUAAGCCUAUCCAAAUAUUCAGCUUGUACUAGGCGUAUGGCCUCCACAGCUUUCUGCCUCGAUCUUAAAUUGGCUACCCAACGGUUAUAGUAAUGAGUGUAUUUGAGCAAAGACGCCUUCACCAUCUCUCUUCUUUUGAUGUCAUUCUCAUCAGCUUCAGGAGCAGGAGCCUCUGGUAAGUAUUUGUUGCAAGAAUGGAAUGAUUUUGUGGUCCAUUCACCAAGACAAUGCCAGCAAAAUUCAUAUCUGCAUGGAGCAGCACACCUCAUGUGAUUACAUCCAUGGUCUUUCUCGAUCAGCCGCUUGCAUUGGGGACAAGACUUGGUAUUGACCAGAAUCCAAUUCGCAUUCUCAGACUCGUCCUUGUUCUUCAUGUUCCAUUUCGCCACCGUAUCACAAUCCACAGGCCUGUGAGCUUCCUCGUUACAGUUCCAGCAGAAACUGAAGGAGCAUCGGCAAUAAACAUCGAAACCUGUCCGACAAUUAUUCCCGAUGAAGUCGAAAAAAUCAACGGCGUAAUCGCAGCCUGGAGCAGGACACCAUUUGAUCUUCCUCUUCCUGUAACUAUCUUCCACAUAAGACCGCAAAAGGUACCGCGAGUAUUUCAAUUUGAUGGUGUUGUCGAUGAUCAACAUUCCGAUCAUGUCCUCACCGACGGCGGCGCCGCAGGAUGGGUCAGGACACCUCAGAAACAAACAUCCCGGUCCUUCAUCGUUUAUCGAUUUCGAAAUGUAACCUCCAUAACAGUCCCUGCAAAAUGGGUGACCACAAGAUGCCCAAGCUGUAGUAUUACUAAUAUUGUCGCAUAUUUCAAGGCAUAUUCCGCAAGUAAUCGGAUGAUCGGACAAGAACCGAAGUACGAUCGGGGUCCGGUAGAGGCCAACUAAGUUUCGGACUUGGUCUUCGUCGUCAAACCAAUUGUCGAACAGCUUACUGAGAUUCCAGUUAAAGUGUCGGAGCAAGACGAUCGCGGCGGCUCUUGACUCAGAAAGUGCAGUGGAAACCCUUAAAAUAUCAUCUUCCUGGCGUUGCCUUAUCUCAGCUUCGUUGAGGAUCACAUAGUUCCCCCCUGUUUCGCUCUGUUCUUGUUCGUCUUCUUCUUCUUUGACUAACCUGUCGAAGAAGGAACCGGCGACGAUGCUGUUUUCAUCGAUAUGAAGGGCGUUGAAUUUGAUCGUUUCUUCCAUACAUUCCAUGAUCGAAGAGGAUCGAAGGUUAGUUAGGGUUUUAGGUGCGUUGAGAUGACGCCAGAGAGGGUUUAUAGAGAGUGAAGAAUGAAAACUGAAGAAGAAGAAGAAGUUGAAGUUGAACUAUUUCAAAGUCUCAAGUCAACGAAGUU
Molecule: messenger RNA, 3432 nt
Organism: Cannabis sativa
Lineage: Eukaryota; Viridiplantae; Streptophyta; Magnoliopsida; Rosales; Cannabaceae
Product: mediator of RNA polymerase II transcription subunit 18
Exons: 5
Coding region: 481-1107 (208 amino acids)
Biological process (GO): termination of RNA polymerase II transcription; regulation of transcription by RNA polymerase II
Cellular component (GO): core mediator complex; mediator complex
Molecular function (GO): transcription coregulator activity
Source: RefSeq, a predicted model, not a curated record